Laccaria bicolor S238N-H82 is the source of this 480-nucleotide messenger RNA. RefSeq lists its product as uncharacterized. The transcript has 3 exons. The record is from RefSeq and is a predicted model, not a curated record. The coding region runs from base 1 to 480 and encodes 159 amino acids. Lineage: Eukaryota; Fungi; Basidiomycota; Agaricomycetes; Agaricales; Hydnangiaceae.
AUGGAGGAUGUAACAACUACUGUACCCUUUCUGUCCCUUCGAAAAGAUCUCAAAGUAGGGGACAAAGUCCGCAUUCUUUCGGGAGACCACGAAGGUGUUACGGGUUGGGUGGUGAAUGGAGACAAUGACUAUGUGUGCGUCUUUAAUGACAGGACCAGUACAGAGAUAGAGGUAUCUCCAGGGAUUGUCCAGUUCUUCACCUCCCCCUUUGUCUUUGGAACAGAGUCCUCAGAUUUAAAAGCUCCCUUCACAGAUGCGCAAAAGCGUGUCAUCAAGGGGGACUCCAAUAGUCAUCUUGUAGGAAAACAAGUAAUGGUCAUCAAGGGGGAUUUUAGAGGUUACCGAGGCAGAAUAAAAAGCACAGUUGGUGAAAAAAGGGUCUUGGUCGAGCUUGAGGCGUGCCUCCAAAGCCCACAAGUUUUUGACAUCAGUUCUCUACGCAUCAUCACCAACGAAAGGCUUCAGGCCCCCAGGCCUUGA